Molecule: messenger RNA, 378 nt
Organism: Impatiens glandulifera
Lineage: Eukaryota; Viridiplantae; Streptophyta; Magnoliopsida; Ericales; Balsaminaceae
Exons: 1
Coding region: 1-378 (125 amino acids)
Source: RefSeq, a predicted model, not a curated record
AUGCAAAGAUUCAUGAACCCUCCUCGUCCGGCUGCUGCUUCACGAAAGCGUAAAGAGAGAUCAGACUCCAUUUUACAGAUCAAGCCGCCGCCGCUGCAGUCGGUUCAAACGGCGGCGUCUUCUAAUGGUGAUGUUUCUUCGUCGUCGACGGCUUCUAAUAGGCUUCUAGCCGGCUACAUGGCUUAUGAGUUCCUGAAAAGUGGUACGGUUCUAGGUCAGAAAUGGGAUCCUGCAAGCCGAGAUAAAGCCGAGAAGGAGCAGCCGAGGUGGCAAACCCAACAAAGCUAUGCUGAUGUGGCGAGGUUAAUGAAGGACGAUGAGGCUCAUGUUGCUGGAGUCGUUAAUCCGUCGCAGCUGGCUCGAUGGAUUCAGAUGUGA